This is a messenger RNA of Carassius gibelio (silver crucian carp), 765 nucleotides long. Its product is annotated as probable inactive tRNA-specific adenosine deaminase-like protein 3. Bases 217 to 597 code for a protein of 126 amino acids. Gene Ontology annotation, molecular function: catalytic activity. The record is from RefSeq and is a predicted model, not a curated record. The transcript has a single exon. Lineage: Eukaryota; Metazoa; Chordata; Actinopteri; Cypriniformes; Cyprinidae.
UGUUGCCACCCCUCAAAAAUUCCUGCCCACUUCUCGCCACCCCAUCAAUAUUUUUCUAGAUCCGCCCCUGCGAUGUUCUUCCAGUUCUUUUGACUCCAGUUGAUUGGGAGAACCUUUCCUUGUCCAAAUACCCACCAGUCCUCCAUUAACUAUAGACCACAGUUUGAAAAAGCUAGGCAACACUGGCCUACAUCAUUUCACGAGGACAAACACGUGAUGUCGGCUCUGAGAGGCCACUUAUUCACUGCCGAUCAGAAAGCUAAAAUGCAAGAGUACAUGACAGCAGCUGUAGAGGCUGCAGGAUCAGGUGAGGAGAUGGGAAUGGAUGCCGUUGGCGCUGUGAUUGUGGACCCAGAAUCUGAGCAGAUUGUUGUGGUGGGUCAUGACUUUAAGCGAGGCUCUCAUCCGCUUCAUCAUGCUGUCAUGGUCUGUAUUGAUCUUGUGGCCUGUGGGCAAGGAGAAGGUGCCUACAAUUAUGAGAAAUAUCUAGCCUGUCGGUUUAGCAGUCCUUUAGGAAUGCCUGCUAUGCCAAAGAAACCAGACAGCCUUAUAUCUGCAUCGGAUAUGACCUUUCCAUCACCCAAGAGCCGUGUGUGAUGUGUGCAAUGGCUUUGGUCCAUUCAAGAAUCAACAGUGUUUUAUGGAGCGCCCUCUGCAGAUGGUGCCUUGGGAACCCGAGUAUUAAAUUAAUUGGGAAAAAGAUUUAAAUCAUCACUUUGAAGUGUUUAACGGGGUGAUGAGAAAUGCAUGUGAGGCUUUAUUCAA